Molecule: messenger RNA, 1347 nt
Organism: Trichomonas vaginalis G3
Lineage: Eukaryota; Parabasalia; Trichomonadida; Trichomonadidae
Product: tRNA cytidylyltransferase protein
Exons: 1
Coding region: 1-1347 (448 amino acids)
Biological process (GO): tRNA 3'-terminal CCA addition
Molecular function (GO): ATP:3'-cytidine-cytidine-tRNA adenylyltransferase activity; RNA binding
Source: RefSeq, a predicted model, not a curated record
AUGGAGCAUUCACAGUUUAUUGAUAAGAAUAUUGAACUUCUUGAAAGUGGAGAGUUAUUAACAGAGAAGGAAGUAUCUGUAUUCGAAAAAAUAAAGGCCGCGGGCUCUUGUUUUGACCCACAAGUUAUUUGUCGUGUUGCCGGUGGCUGGGUAAGAGAUAAAUUGCUUGGUAAGCAAUCAGAUGACAUAGAUAUCUGCAUUGAAGGCUGUACAUCUGAUGAUUUCGGUCAAAAAUUAUCACAACAAUUUCCAGAAAAUACAACAAAGAUAAUUGUCAUGCAAGAGAAUCCAAAACAGUCUAAAUUCAUGAAAACUGUAAGAGUUUGUAUAUUUGGCGAUACAUGGAUUGAUGUUUGUAACUUAAGAGGAGAAGAAACAGAAACAUCUCCACUUACAGAUGCCAAACAUCGCGAUUUAUCUAUAAAUGCCUUAUUCUACAAUAUAACAUAUUCAAAAGUUGAAGAUUUGGUUGGAGGAAUUCCAGAUCUUAAAAAUCAAAUAAUAAGAACACCAAUCGACCCAGAUUUAACAUUUACAGAAGAUCCAUUAAGAAUUAUUCGUGCUAUACGCUUUUAUGUUCGCUUAGGAUACAAGAUUCAUGAAAGUAUUUACGAAGCCGCAAAAUUACAUGUUACUGACUUCGAAGAGAAGAUUACAAAGGAAAGAGUUGUUGCAGAAACAAUUAAAAUUAUUGAAAUGGGCGGAUUAUCUACAUUCCUUGACUAUGUAAUUAAAAUUGGAUUUUUUGAUGCAAUUUUCGAUCCAUACCACCUUUAUUCUUUGAAUCCUUUGCAAGCACAAGAGAGAUUGAAUACAGUAAUGGCUCGUUCUCCCCCAGAUUUGCAUAUUCCAAUUCAAUUAGGCGCAAUCUUUUAUCCUAUCCAUGAUUGCGAGCCAAGACCUGAUCCAGAGCAUCCAAGAAGGAACCAACCUGCAAUGGAAUGGGCAAUUUGUCGAGCAAUGCGAAUGCCAGUGAAAUAUGCAGAAGAUGCAAACAAAUUAGUGCAAGGAGCUUUGACAGCCAACACUAUUGAACUCACUAGAAAGACUGUAGGCCACUGGGUAAGGAAAAUUGGCUCAAUUUGGCCUUUUGUCAAAUAUCUUAUUUUUGAUCAGUCAGAAUUCGAUAAAUGCGAAAACAAUCUUUUCAAAUUCAUCACAGAACAAGAUCUAACUACUUGUUAUGACAUGAAAUGCCUUAUUAACGGAAAAGAUCUGGCAAAACUUUUGGGAAUUAAACCGGGAAAGGGUUUCCAGGUACAUGUUGAUGAAUUGAUUGAUUGGCAACUCGAAAAUCCUAAUGGAACAAAAGAUGAUUAUGAAAAUUAUAUUAAAAAUAAAAAAUAG